AUGAAAGCCAACUUCCUAUUCUGCUGCUCCCUCUUGGGAGCAGCCCUUGCGGUAACAUGCCCUGGCGAUACUGGAGUCAACGGCUAUGCUAGUGUCGAAGGUGGAACAACUGGCGGAGGAACUGUCACGGCUAUAACCGUUACCACCUUGGCCGACUUAAAGGCUAAUGCCGGAGCCUCUGGCAGUCGUGUUAUCAUCGUCAAAGGCACAAUCGAUACUGGCUCCGCUAUCAAUGUUGCGAGUGACAAGACCAUCAGAGGCUACGACACUUGCGCCACUAUUAUCGGAGGGUUCUCCAUGAACGGAGUCUCAAACAUUAUCUUCCAGAACCUCAACAUCAAGGGCGGGGAUGCUGUCGAUACGAUCGCAAGCAGAAAUUCACACCAUGUCUGGUAUGAUCAUCUGAGCCUCUCGGAUGCUUCUGAUGGCCUUCUCGAUGUCACUAAAGCAUCUGAUUACCAGACUGUAUCCUGGUGCAAAUUCUUUUAUACCGAUACUACAAACGACCACAGGCUUGCGAGUCUCGUCAGCGCAGGAGGCGGCACUCAACCCGACGACGAGGGCAAGUUGCAUUUGACUUACCACCACAACUGGUGGUCGUCAAAUGUUGAUCAGCGCAGGCCACGGGUCAUGUACGGCGAUGCUCAUAUCUACAAUAACCAGUACCGCGCGGGAGGUAAUUCCUGCUGUAUUGGCUUUGGGUCCUACGCGUCGGUCCUUAUCGAGAAUAACUACUUCCAAGAAGUUAAAAGCCCCCACGAGUUCAUCAAGGACAAUGUCUACUUUGGAAGCACAAAUGCCGAGGGACAGGAGGACUUCACCGCAGGCCCCUUUACGCCACCAUACUCCUACAAGCUAGAUGAUGCUUCUGCCACUUGUCCAGGGUUGCGCGGGGCCUCGCUAGAUAAUGAUAUCUGUGUUAGGGUAGGAAAGUAG
Pseudogymnoascus verrucosus is the source of this 936-nucleotide messenger RNA. RefSeq lists its product as uncharacterized. Bases 1 to 936 code for a protein of 311 amino acids. NCBI's taxonomy places the organism in Eukaryota, Fungi, Ascomycota, Leotiomycetes, Thelebolales, Thelebolaceae. Gene Ontology annotation, molecular function: pectate lyase activity. The transcript has 2 exons. The record is from RefSeq and is a predicted model, not a curated record.